This is a messenger RNA of Rhinichthys klamathensis goyatoka, 1839 nucleotides long. RefSeq names its product phosphatidylinositol glycan anchor biosynthesis, class H (gene pigh). The transcript is spliced from 5 exons. Bases 115 to 660 code for a protein of 181 amino acids. Lineage: Eukaryota; Metazoa; Chordata; Actinopteri; Cypriniformes; Leuciscidae. The record is from RefSeq and is a predicted model, not a curated record. Gene Ontology annotation, cellular component: glycosylphosphatidylinositol-N-acetylglucosaminyltransferase (GPI-GnT) complex. Gene Ontology annotation, biological process: GPI anchor biosynthetic process.
UUAAGUUGCCACCGCCAUACUGUAAGAAGAAGAUUUCAGUGUCUGUUGACAAAUGAAACAAAGCUGGUUAAACUCAAGUCCUCAUUCACAUAAUAUUCUGACAGCGAGAUAACUAUGGCUGGGGAAGAGUUCACAGACAUAAAUGGCAACUCGAUUUCUUUAGACUGCCAAACUCACUCUGGUUUCUGCAGAGAGUUUACUGUCACCUCACCGAAACUGUCCUUGCGCAAGGUGAUGGUGUGCACUUGCUUUAUAUGGUUAUUUGCUUAUGCUAUAUUUUUCUUCACCGAGAACACUGCUGUCCUGUCGAGUGCCAUCAUCCUCACGCUGGCUGGGAUGAUGAUUCACAUUCAUUUUGUAAAGGUGGACCAUGAGACUCUUCUUAUAAUCGGCUCCCUCGGCAUCCAACUGUCUUCAUCUUUCGCAUCUGGACGAGAAAGCACGACCUUCAUUGAGAUGAGCAAACUGAAAGACAUUGUCAUCAACGAGGCCGUUUAUAUGCACAGCAUCAUAUACUAUCUGUGCAUUCUGAUCAAGGACCCGGCAGAGCCUGAGACUGUGACAAGCGUCGUCCCUCUAUUCCAGAGUUCAAAGCCUCGGCUGAAUUGUUUGGUUCAAGUCUACAGGAGCUGUCAAGAGAUUUUAGCAGAGACCAGAUGACGCAGAGAGUCUUCCUUUGAAACAGGAUAAAGAUGGGAAAACCACAGAAUGUACCAUAAGCGUAUUGUUUGUAGUAUUUGUAUUAUUAACUACACUACAUCUUUCUGUUACAUAUAGUAGUUUGUUAGAUAUAUUUUCCAUCCACAAACUUAGUGGUUACAGUUGUCUCAACUCAUUUAAAAACAUUAUUUUAUGAUCAGACAUUUUGUAUUUCUCACUGCCUUUAUUAUUUUUCUAUAUUAAUGUUGCAGUUAAUAUUAUAUCCAUUGGUUUUUCCUCACUGUUUCUGACCUUAAAUAGCCACUAGGGGGACAUGUGUGCCAAUUUUUGGAAACUGACACAACAUAAGUUUAUUAAAUAUUAAUGAUUUCCUAUUUGGUACAAUAAGGUUUCAUUUGUUGACGUUAGUUAACUGCAUUAGUCAACAUGAACUAACAAUGAGCAAUACUUCUACACCAUUUAUUAACCUUAGUUAAUGUUAAUGUCAACAUUUACUUAUAUAUUUUUUUAAAUCAAAAGUUGGAUUUGUUACCAUUAGUUAAUGGACUGUGAACUAACAUGAACAAUGAACAGCUGUAUUUUUAUAAACAAACUUUAACAAAGGUUAAUAAAUACUGUAAAAAUAUAUUGCUCAUUGUUACUUUGUUAGUCAAUGCAUUAACAAAUAUGACCUUAUUGUAAAAUGUUACCGUUAUAUGACAUUUGAAUUAUUCAUUUUUGUUUGGUUUUAAUAAAUGUUUAUAUUAAAGAGUCAACAUAAAAGCUGUUUUAAUUCAAUUAUAAUUUCAAAUACUGAUUUGAUUGAUGAAUAAAAACCAUACAGAGAUUUUAUUUUAAAGAAGUAUAGAGAAUCAAUGCAUUAUUCAGCUAUUAAAGCAGAUCUUAUUUGGCCACCAUUGUUGUGGGUCACUUGAGGGAUUAUUCUAAUCCAUCUCAUUCGCUUUUUGGCGGGUCAGCAUUUGAUUGUGUUCCAGUUUUUGUCAGGAUAUCUUGUUAUCCAAAGCAGUUUAUGUCUGAGAGCUAGCAUACAGGUUCAACUCACUCUAACUGGAUGGAGUGAGUUUAUUUUAUCCGAGCUCUUUUUGCAGAAUUCAGAGCACCACCAAGCUUCUGAGUUACUUGUUGAUGAUUUUUUUCUUAUAAAUUACAUAGUUGAAUCAAUUAUUUUAUUGGUGUCAA